CGAUCUUCUGAAAAGCCGAGCAAGAAGCCCCGACCCUCACGCAGGAAGGAGCGAUGGGCCAGCCUCUCUCUCUCUUAACGUCACUUUAAGCCUUCCCGAGACGCCCCUCCACGAUGGCCGAGACGCUGGAGUCCAUCGACAACCUCAAGCAGGAGCUGGAGAGGUUGAACCUGGAAUUAGACCAGACGAGCAGCGAGAAAAACCAGGCGGCUCAGUACGGGUUGGUGCUGCUGGAGGAGAAGGAGAGCCUGCAGACGAGACUCGAGGACUUGGAGGCGCUCUACGAGAACACCAAGCACGAGCUCGACAACACGAGAGAGGCCUUAGCCAAGUUCCAGACGACACAUCGAGUGGCCACUGCUAGCGGAAUUGAAACUGAAGAGAGCCUGCUGUCAGAAUCGGCUGCCAGGGAAACCUCUCUCAACUCACAGAUCAUCGAGCUUGAACUUGAAGCCAAACAGUGCCGAGCUGAGCUAGAACGUGUGCAGAGUGAGAAGAGCCGUUACUACACUGAACUUCAUGAGCUCCUCAAGGAUAAAGACAUAAGUGACCAUGAGAAGAAACAACUUAGAACGGAACUCAAAGACCUUAAGUUCCGCGAGACAAGGCUCUUCCAGGACUAUGCAGAACUCGAAGAUGAGAACAUCACACUACAGAAGCAGAUCUCUAACCUUAAGUCAUCACAAGUUGAAUUCGAAGGAGCCAAGCAUGAGAUCCGACGCCUUCAGGAGGAGACCGAUGUGCUCAACUCGCAGGUGGAGGAGCUUGCCAACCUCAAGAAGAUUGCAGAAAGGCAGAUGGAGGAAGCUCUUGAGUCAUUGCAAGCUGAGAGGGAGGCCAAGUAUGCUCUCAAGAAGGAACUGGACGCCAGGAUGAAUUCUGAAUCCAUGUACAAUCUCUCCAACCUGGCCAUGAGCAUGAAACUCUCAGGGAGUACAGAUUUUGGCGAGAGCGAUGGCGAAGAUGACACUCCUGUUCUGAGGAGGUUAGAAUCAGAGCUGAUGAGCGCUGGUGGAGGAUCAGCCGAGACUCUAGGGGGAGAUCUGUUCUCUGAAAUCCACUUGAACGAGCUGCGGAAGCUUGAGAAGAAGCUUGAGGAGGCUGAACAUGAGAAGAGUCAGCUUACUACCAACCUAAAAGAGAGUCAGGAAGGCCUGGAGAAGACCCGUCAGGAGCUAGAUGCACAGCAUGCUAGAGUGUCACAUCUUCUGGGGCACAUUUCUGCACUGGUUAAGCUGCAUGACCAGGAGAAUCCUAGCCAGAUGAAUGCUGAUGAUUCAGCUAUGCUGGUGAGCUUUUUGGAGAAGCAAAAAUCAAGGUAUCAGGUUGCAGCCAAAGAGAUCAAUGAGCUCAAGAAGAGCAUGGCAGAAAUCCAGAGUUCUGAAAGUGCAGGAGCAAGUGAUGCUGUUCAGCAACUUCGUAAUGAAGUUGGAACGCUUCGUGCAAGGCUGGUGGAUGCUGAACAGAAGUCCAUGGAUCUAGGCAAUGAUGUGAACAUCCUGAGCCAGAUGCUGAACAGCCGAGAGGGUUCACUCUCAAUCACACAGAAUGAUCUAGGGAGUAUCAGUGAAAUGCUUGCACAGCUGUAUCACCAUGUGUGCACAGUCAAUGGGGAAACCCCAUCAAGGGUACUCCUUGAUCAUAGUAAACAGGGACAUCACACAGAGAAGAGUUCUGAUGGAGAGGACCAAAAAGUAUCUUCACCAACGCAGAUCACAACAAUGCUGGAGAAUCUGAAGAACAAGUUGCGAACAGAUGUUCCUCUGACAGAUUUUGAUGAUUCUAGUGAUCCAAAGGAUGUCCGCAAUACGAUAGAUACCAUUCAAGACCAGAUCAGACACCUGAAGAAGGCUGUGGAACAUACUAUAGAAUUAAGCAAGGAGAAGGGACACUUCAGGGAAAGUGCUUCAUCUGAUAGUGGUCUCAGUGAAAGUGAAGUACAGGAACUUCAAGAGCAGGUGAUCAAACUGAAGUCUUUGCUCUCCACUAAGAGGGAACAGAUUGCCACACUUCGCACUGUGCUGAAAGCCAACAAACAGACUGCAGAGGUGGCCCUGUCCAAUCUGAAGUCCAAGUAUGAAACAGAAAAGAGCAUAGUCUCAGAAACAAUGAUGAAACUUCGCAACGAACUACGUCUCUUGAAGGAGGAUGCUGCUACAUUCUCCAGUCUCCGUGCUAUGUUUGCUGCACGUUGUGAGGAAUAUGUAACACAGUUAGAUGAAGUACAACGGCAGUUAGUGGCAGCCGAAGAAGAGAAAAAGACACUAAACUCCUUGCUACGAAUGGCCAUCCAGCAGAAGCUAGCUCUUACUCAGAGACUGGAAGAUAUGGAAUGUGACAGAGAAAGGUUCAACAUGCGAAAGCAUCCUGGGAGCAGGGGUAGAGCUUACAGUUCCAGAUUUAACAACCAGCCACAUGCUUCUCCAUCGCAACACCAUUACCAACGCAGAGAUAAUUAUUAAAGUGUAAAUGAUUGUAUUUAAAUGUAUUUAUGUGAAGCAAAGCAAGAGAUGAGAUGUUGGUUGGAAGGUAUUACAGUGUUUUGGUUGAAAUAGGAUGAUUCAUCAUAAAACCAGAACAUCUGUAUCUUAUUUUUUUUGAAACUUGUGUUCUCUUCCUGUAUUCAGCUUCAAACUUGUUUAUGCUGUGUCAUGAAGACCUCAGAAACUGGAGUUAUCUUACAAAGACUUUUUACACUUGUAAAAAUGCAAGUUCUUGAGGAUGGAUUGAUACUUUGAGGAACUUUUCCUGGUGUAAAUGAUAACAAAAAUCAUAUACAGGUUGGCAAGUAUCUGCCAGUGAGGGGAAGGCUGGGUGUGGCUGUCAUCUCUUCUGCUUUAUAACCUGGAAUUAGUGCAUGAGAAAGGAAUUAAUGUAUGGAGAAGCAGCUGUUGGGAAAUGUUGGAUUGUAACUUGUUAAAAGUGUGCCCCUUUUUUAGUCUUACGCUGUUUCUUGUUUGUGAAGCAGAAAGUAGUUGACAAAAAAAAUGUUUUAAAUGAAAUUGCUUUAAUUUUAGAUUAUAUAUAUAUAUUUGACUUAUUUUAAUUCUUUUUUACUAUUGACUCUUAAUGUACAGGAUUUUUGUAAUUAAGUGAAUAUUUCUUUUAUGAAUUUCAAAGUACAUAGUAAUAUUCAUGUGCAGGUCAUAUCGUCCAAAUCAGAACAGAGGCAUGUCCACAAUGAGAACUGUGUUCUUUACCCAUAGUAUCUCAGAAGCUUUAAAACUUAAGAAUAAGUUAUAUGAUUCUUCCCAAUCUAGAUACCAUGUAAUACUACAACGUCCAAAAAAAAUUUAAAUUGCAUUACAAAUACCUGAUAGAUCAUAAGAUUUAGAAUUUUAAUUCCUAUUUACUUACAAAAUCAAGUAUUUUUCAAAGAAAUAUUGUAUAAAGCUUAUGCAUACUAUCAGUAAAGUUUGUUAAUGAUGCCAUUUGAUAAUUGAAAUUGUACGUCAGUGAAUAUUACUUAGUUGGAGUAUAUUCCCAAGUACGGGCCAUAGGUUGUAUUAAGAGAUCAUGCCUUGUUGCAUACUCAUUAUUUGGAGACAGUUCUGUUCAGAGCCUGGACAAGAGUAGCAAACAGUCUACAAAUGUUACACGUUUUUCUUUCAUAUUUGCCUGUAAUUGAUUUUAGAGUUGCAUAGAAGAGCAAUUAAUUUUGUAUGGAUGGAAUGUAGUGUCAUUUUUUUUUUCUUUUCUCUCCACUUUUUUAUUAUUGUUGAGUUGGUAAUCUGUUUGCUGGGUGGAAAGGUUGCUAUAUAGAUAUUGAAGUCUCUCUGAAAUCUACAAUAAAAUAUAUCAUUUUUAUUUGUGGAAGUGAAAAUGUACUACUAAAGAGCUUAUUCUUUUUUGCAGUUGACCACAAACACAUAUUUGUACAUGAGCUAGGGAGUUACGGGCAGCUCACAUGUGACAUUAUGAUCUUGAUGAACCAGAAUCAGUAGUUGGCUCAUCUUUUUAAAAUGUAGACAUGAUCUGUAUUGCAAUUGUACUAAAAGACAAUGCUGAUUCUACUUAAAGUAAUAUUUUUACAGUCCUUAACUUCCAUGAAUCUCUUGAUAUAGUUAUAUUUGUAUUAACCAGAAUUUGUAUGACAGAUGCAAAGUUUGAUUUUAUGAUAGUGUCUGGCAGGAUAAAAAGUCAGAAACGCUCAAGAAAUGUACUUAUGUUUUUUUUUAAACAAAGAUUUUUGGUCAAGGUACUUUACUGAUAGGUAGCUCAGCCUGUUCAAUGUUAUGACUUCUAUUUUUUCUGUUUUCAUGUAAUACUGAUUGUAAACAAAUUGGACAUAUGAAUAAAUCAGUCUGCCUCAUUUUCUUGGACACAGAAGUAAGAAUUAUUUUGCAGAAUAGGGUUGUUGGUAGUUCACGUAAUCCUUGCAUUUGCCUUGUGCAAGUUGUUUUUUAGUCAGGCUAUUGUCAUAGGAAUUCUCUAAAAGAAGUAUUUUUUAGAUUUUAUUAAUUUACCAUUUUGUAAGUGUUCAUGAUGGCAAAAAGGUGCCCACUACUGUCCUUUCUUAAAUGAAGAAGCAUUUCUAUUAAUUUCAAGCAAAAAAAUGAAGUUGUUGAAAUUGAAAUAAAUUUUUGAAAUCAUAUGGUGCAUUUAGUUAGGGAGUGAGUUUUCUAUGAGAAAGAAGAGAUAAAAUUGAUAUUAGGUAAUAUGAUCAUAUAUUUCAAACAUUGAGGGUGCUACUCAGUAAUUCUUUCACAGGUAGUUAUCCAGAUUAUUAAUGGUCUUAAUGUGAUUAUAAUUUUUCAGCUUAUUUUCACAUGACAAUUAUUUUUUUCUUUAUUAUGCAAAAUUUGCAGAGCUAGGCUGCUAUAUUUAUUUAUUUUUUUCUAUUUACACUGUAUACUGUGCUCGAGAAGGGUUCAUAUCUCAGUCGUGUUACUUGUUCACAUUUUCGUUCUUGUAAUAACCAUUAAAUUUUUUUUCUUUAUCUGUUUAUGCUUGUGGUAAUAUUAUCUAAACCUCAUGGUAGUUAGCAUUCUUAAUAGGACAUUAAGAUUUUUGUUGUGUGUCUCUUGUUACAAUAUUUUUUGGUAGGUUUGUGAAGAUCAUAUAUGGUAUAUGAUACAUAAUAGCCAAUAUUUGGCUGAUGAAGUUAUUGUAAUAAUCAUUAAUAUUUUUAUUGUGAUUAUUGAUAGUAUUUUUUAAAUGUGUCAAAGGCACCAUUUCAAAGCAGCUUAACCAAGGGACAAGAACAGCAACUCAGUUAUUGAUCACAAUUGCUGAGACCAUAUUACUUUGUAGCAUACACAUAAAAAUGAUACCAGGUGAGCACUGUAGGGUUGCUUGAUAAAGUUUUCAGUGUUGAGAGAACCUUUGCCCUUCAGAAUUUAACCUUUUCACUUCAACUUCAACAAGAGAAUAUGCUUCUAUCUUGGCUGAUCAUGUAGCUAUUAGGUAUUUAUACAAAUAAAAGAUCAAUUUAAAGUGUUCUCAUAGCAUUGAAAUUGAAUAUGAAAGAUAAUUGUACAUGACUGUAGUAGCAGAGAAUUUAGCUGUUUUUGGGUUUACUAUACUUGGUUGUAAGUUUUUAUUUUAUUUUUUUCUGUAUUGGGAAAUGUUGCUGUGCAGCUCUGAAGUAAAAAUAACAUACUUUUUAAAUUAUUCUGGUUGUAUUUUACUAUCACUUUGCCUCAACUUGCAUUGAUAAGUGUAGAAUAUCUGUACAUAAUUCAGUUAACAAGAACUGAUGUCAUGGUUUGAAAAUUAUUGGCCAGAAAUAUUUUCAAGUGUAUCUUGUAACCUUGUUUGUUCUGGAAUUUUGGUGACAUAGAUAGAACAAGGUGACAGCGUUGUGAUCUGUAUUGUGCUGUGUCAUCACUGGCCCCAGUUCUUUUUUCAGUCACUUUGCUUUAUCUGUGUACUUGUAAAAGCAGAUUUACUAUUGUUACUAUUUAUGGAGCACAUCAAGCACAUCCUAUGUACCCUUGCUAGUAUUCCAAGUUGCUUCAGGAGUUUGAAAUAUUUAGGUGUGUGCCUACUAUGUGGGGGCCAGUGUUGCACAAAAGAGCUUGCUUAAAGAAAUAGGUCCAAUUGAGCAGUCCAUUGUCUCACCAUAGAGUUUAGGGCAGUUUUAAGUGCUAAAGGAUUUAUUCAUGGUGGUCAAUCAGUGUUUUCUUUAUAAGUGUCACCACAUUGUCACAGUUGCAAAACCUGCUGGAAUUUAGUGUCUUGACAGGUAUAUGCUCCUUUUAGUGAACAGUUAGCAUUAGGUUUUGUUUUUCUUUUCACUCAGAACCAAAGACACUGUUAGCAUAGAUUCACAUACCUUGCAGUGAAGUUUCAGACGUAAGUCGUAGUCCUUGAAAUCACAGUGAUAUAUAAAUCAUUAAGGUGAAGGAAAAUAUUACUAUUGCUGCAGGAAAGAUAUUGAGAAUGAAUAUCCCCAAAGUAAUAAUUCAAGAUUAAAGACUAAAAUUAUAAGACAUAGAAAAGACUAAUAUAUAAAAUUGUUUUAAAGUCCAAGUGCUUAGGAGCUGUGUAGAUGUUCACUGAAAUGUAGAGUGAACCUACUUUUAAGUAUGUUAACAUACAGUUCUACAAUAAUCAAUGAAAACCUCCUUUCUAGGGGAUAUAAGAUUUUGAUCUCCAAAAUAAUAGCGAGAGAUUACUGAUCUCUAUAACUGACCGAAGAGAAAGUCUUUAUUUCUUGUUGAGUAGUCGGCCUGUUGGUAUAUUUACGUAUUGUCUCAUAUGAUGAGUGGUUCAGCUAACUUAUUUUUUAAUCUAAUUUAUUAGCUUUUAAGACUAUUCAAGUACUCUACAUUUAGAUGCAUUUGGUGUAGCUAUGCUUGUACAGUAUGUUAUAGAGAUUUUCCAUGAGAAUUUAAAUGGUAUAUGAUUUACAGGGUUUUAGAUAGAGAAGGAUGUUAAUUGAAGUGGUACAGUAUUUGCACUGGGGUCACAUCAUGAAACACUGUGACCAUUUGGAUUCAUGGUAAUUAAGAGCAUAGGAAUUUCCAUCCAUAUUUUGUGAAUGCAUAUUUCCUUGGAAAAGAAAAUGGAGCAGAUGUUAUGAUAGUAAAUUAUUUUACAUGGCAGAUGGAUCCCAAGAGAGUGUGCCUUAUCCUGCAAACGCACUCAUGUUUUUUGUGGCAGUGGGUUUUGUGAAAGCUACUUAAUUUUGCAUGAUACAAGAAUUAGAAAUGACACUUGCUGGUUUACAUGUAAAGUGACAUUUCAUGUAGAAACCAUCCACAUUUGACUGCAUCACAGAUUCACUUUUUUAUAUAGUUUGGCCAAGGAUGAUAAACAAAUUAAAAUACACAAACCAAAGAAACUCUAACAGUUAGUCACUAAUUUCAAGCAGUGACAUGGUCAGGGGAUCUUCAUCAAAUUUUAAUGUAAUAUCAGUGACAAAAAGUUUUAUGUAAUGUGAUAAAAGAAUAUGUUUUUACUUUAAUCUGCAGACAAUGAAAAUAACCUUCCCUGUUAUUUUAUUUUGUUUUUCCUGUACAGAUAAUGUCAUCUUUGGCUCAUAAUUUUAAAUGAACUUAUAUCAGAAGUCAUUUUAGUAUCGACUGGCACAGUGUACUUUGGGUAACGAUUAAUACUUUGUGUUGAUUUACAGCAGGUGUUUUGUAAAGUUUGUGACAAUCAGUCUGGGCAGAUGGUGGAAACAUGCGGGAAAAUAUAUCAAAUCUUUUGUAAUGUUGCCAUUGGUGAAGUGUAGUUUCAGUGUAUCAUGAGAAAAAUUGUCAGUGGGGAAAUACAUAAUACUUUAUAAUGUGUUCAGUCAGCACCAGAUUUAUUGCUUGUAAAAUUAUCAGAAAAAUCCAACACCAAUUAGUCAUUAUACUGUACAUCUCUUGUAAGCUCUGCCCGUGACUGUCACACCGUUACUGGGAAGGGUAUCUGCAGCACCCACAGUAUUUUUACUUUUGUAUCUACUUCUUCACUGAGGACUGAGAACUUAUUUGUACAAUAGGAUCCUGUUUACAAUAAAAUUUAAAAAUGAA
Molecule: messenger RNA, 7967 nt
Organism: Penaeus monodon (black tiger shrimp)
Lineage: Eukaryota; Metazoa; Arthropoda; Malacostraca; Decapoda; Penaeidae
Gene: BicD
Product: protein bicaudal D-like
Exons: 15
Coding region: 114-2462 (782 amino acids)
Biological process (GO): regulation of microtubule cytoskeleton organization; microtubule anchoring at microtubule organizing center; protein localization to organelle
Cellular component (GO): Golgi apparatus; cytosol
Molecular function (GO): dynein complex binding; dynactin binding; cytoskeletal adaptor activity
Source: RefSeq, a predicted model, not a curated record